Molecule: messenger RNA, 1756 nt
Organism: Sinocyclocheilus grahami
Lineage: Eukaryota; Metazoa; Chordata; Actinopteri; Cypriniformes; Cyprinidae
Product: serine/threonine-protein kinase MARK2
Exons: 9
Coding region: 177-1697 (506 amino acids)
Biological process (GO): intracellular signal transduction; protein phosphorylation; microtubule cytoskeleton organization
Cellular component (GO): cytoplasm
Molecular function (GO): ATP binding; tau-protein kinase activity
Source: RefSeq, a predicted model, not a curated record
CUGAUGAUUGACAGCUCGACUCCGCCCCUCGCACGCGCGUCAUCAUGUGGUGAAUCCCACCGGCGACGCCGGGCUCCGGAGCAAGAGCACAGCCAGAAGAUGCUCGAGACUUUCAGAAGAGCAACAUUGUCUCCUCCAGCACGCUUCACAGGUGAGCUGCUCCUCUCCUCGGCGCGAUGGACUGCACGCACACACCGGAGGAGCGAGCAGAGGUGAAGAAGCACCAGCACAAACACAGCCUCAAGCGCCGCUUCCAAGUGCUGGAGACGCUGGGCAGAGGCGCGUACGGGAAAGUCAAGCGAGCGGUGGAGAGGCGCUGCGGAAGGACGGUGGCUAUUAAAUCUAUUAGAAAGGAGAGAUUGAGGGAUGAUCUGGAUAGAGCUCACAUCCAGAGAGAAAUCGAGAUCAGUGCCUCUCUAGUGCACCCACAUAUCAUCCGUCUGUAUGAGGUGUUCGAGAGCAGAGAGAGGAUUGUGAUGGUGAUGGAGUACGCGAGCGGAGGAGAGCUGUAUGACUACAUUCAGGACAAACAGAGACUGUCAGAGGAGGAGGCCAGACACUUCUUCAGACAGAUCACCUCUGCUGUGCAGUACUGCCAUAAAGUGGCUAUUAAAUCUAUUAGAAAGGAGAGAUUGAGGGAUGAUCUGGAUAGAGCUCACAUCCAGAGAGAAAUCGAGAUCAGUGCCUCUCUAGUGCACCCACAUAUCAUCCGUCUGUAUGAGGUGUUCGAGAGCAGAGAGAGGAUUGUGAUGGUGAUGGAGUACGCGAGCGGAGGAGAGCUGUAUGACUACAUUCAGGACAAACAGAGACUGUCAGAGGAGGAGGCCAGACACUUCUUCAGACAGAUCACCUCUGCUGUGCAGUACUGCCAUAAAUUAGCUGACUUUGGCUUGUCCAACCGCUACACGAGAGGCCAGUGUCUGGACACGUUCUGCGGGAGCCCACUGUACGCAUCUCCAGAGAUUAUCAAUGGACUUCCUUACCACGGACCUGAGGUGGACUGCUGGUCUCUGGGUGUGCUGUUAUAUGCUCUCGUUUAUGGCUCCAUGCCUUUCGAUAGCACAACUUACAGCGUCCUUAAAGAGCAGAUCCGCCACGGACGAUAUAAAACCCCUGAUGUCCUGUCAGAGGCCCGUUCAUUGAUCGGAUGGAUGCUCACAGUGAAAACAGAAGACAGAGCCACUGUGGAAGACAUCGCUAACCACUGGUGGCUAAACCUAAACUGUCCCAAAGCUGAAGAGAUUCAACCGUGUGCCUCCACUCUACCCAGAAAGAAACAUAAGGAAAGAACAUUGACCUCAAACAGCAGCUUCGUUCUGCUGUCGCCUCUUGAAUCGUCUUCCCACAACCAGCCCACGAAGGGCAUCCUGAAGAAUCUCUACAGUCGGGUUGAGUACACAGACAGGUCUGGGGCUGCUGGAAACGGUACGGCAGCGAAUAGCGAGGACGUGGAAAGAAUCGGGACAGAUGACAGGAGGAAGAGGAAGGGCAUUCUUAAAUGUAACGGCAAGUUCUCCGGGGUUUCUCCAAUCACGUCGGCUCCUACGUGGUCACAUGGUUUCGGCAAAACUAGCCAGGAGUGUGACGGAGGUGAGCAGCAGGAGAUGGAGUUUGAGAUCAAGAUCUCCCUGUGGAAAACACACCAGUCUACAGGCCUACACUUUCCACAGAAUAGCUAUUUUGAUCAUGUACGAUGAUUGUAAAUGCAUUGAAUUUAAUAACAAAGAACAUAGGUAACACUUUACAGUUCAAUUAG